UCACGAGUUUUCGAUCUUCUACUUCCUCAAAUGUGUAAACAUUGGAGACCGCAAAGCAGUUUUAAGUUACUCUGCAGGACAUGGCCGAUACACCGCUUUAAAACAUUGGUAUUACAAGGAUAUACAACGUUGUAAAGUUUACACAAAGCUACAAGGUGGCUGGAAGUCGAAAAAACUGGAUCAGAGAGGAAGUUCUAAGUUGGUGCGCGGUUUGGGAAUGGGUAACAUUCCUUGCUGGUCCAAAUGGAGAAUAAAGGGAGCGACGAGGUGGAAACAUUGAAGACAAAGUUCUUCUCUGUGUGGCACAAUGUGAAGUACAGUUGGGCUCUGAAAUCAAAGACCUCAUUCAGUAGAAAUUCACCGGUGCUUCUCCUCGGAAAAUGUUACCAUUUUAAGGCUGAAGAUGACGACGGUGUUACAGAAGCCUGCCAUGAAGCCUCCUAUGACGACUCCGUCAUGGGGAACGUUGAGGCUUUCCGCAAGGAUUUUGCGUCCCGAGUGUGGCUCACCUACAGGGAGGAGCUGCCUCCUCUGCCCAGCUCCACCCUCACCACCGACUGCGGCUGGGGCUGCAUGUUAAGAGCCGGGCAGAUGAUGCUGGCACAGGCACUUAUUCUGCACUUCUUGGGCAGAGACUGGACCUGGUCUGAGGCGAUGAUGCUCCAGCCUUUGGACACAGAGACGUGGACUAGCACUGCAGCCAAGCGUUUGGUGGCCUCUCUGGAGUCCUCUCUGCAAGGUUCCCCCAGGCCCUCCGAUCAAGGAUCCCCACCCAUGCACCAAGCCCAGGCCCGGGGAUCCGCAGAGGAGGCAGACGCACAUUUGAAAGAGAUGUACCACCGCACUCUGGUAUCCUGGUUCGGGGACAGCCCCUCGGCUCAGUUGGGCCUCCACAGGCUGGUUCGCAUGGGCCUGACAAUGGGGAAGCAGGCAGGGGACUGGUACGGGCCUGCUGUGGUGGCACAUAUCCUCAAGAAAGCUGUCGAGGAGGCGAUGGACCCUGGCUUGGCGGGUAUAACUGCUUACGUCUCCCAGGACUGCACAGUGUACAGUGCCGAUGUCAUUGAUAGCCACAGGGCACCGAGAGCAGGGCAGGUCUCUGCUGAGAGAUCAGAUGCCCCUCCUUCCACACAGAGCCACCAACCAGCGUCAGCCUCCACCCUGUCAGACAGCCGAGGCGUCAUCAUCCUCAUCCCUGUGCGACUGGGAGGGGAGAAGACAAACCCCGACUAUUUUAACUUUGCAAAGAGCAUACUGAGUCUGGAGUAUUGCAUAGGCAUCAUCGGAGGGAAGCCCAAACAGGCCUGCUACUUUGUAGGAUUUCAAGAUGACAGCUUGAUUUACAUGGACCCUCAUUACUGUCAGUCUUUUGUGGAUGUCAGCACCAGCGAUUUCCCUCUCCAGUCAUAUCAUUGCCCCUCGCCAAAGAAGAUGCCUUUCAGCAAGAUGGACCCAAGCUGCACCAUAGGUUUCUACUCUAGAAGUGCUCAAGACUAUGAGAGAAUCAGCCAAGAGCUGUCUAAGGUGCUGCAGCCGUCAGCAAGGGAGAAAUACCCGGCGUUCACUUUCAUGCAAGGUCAUGGCAGAGAUUACGACCUUUCUGCAGGCCUGACCCCGGAGAAGAGAGAAUGGCCCUUCAUCCGUGACCCGCGGAGGACGGUCACCACCACCGGGGACUUUGUGCUGCUUUGACGGCGCUGUUGUUAAAAAGACUACUAGACAAGGAACUUCUUCUUUUAAUGAAUCGAACUGCUGAUACCCGAAGCCUAGUGUCUGAGCCUUUUGUGACACCCAAGGUUAUGGAACUUUUUUAAACUACCGCAAGUCUGUUAACACAUCCUGGAAACUUAUUGUAGUAUUUGUUGCCUGGAAAUGUGAGCUUGCUGAACAUUGUUGUCAGGAAGCUUUCGGUGCUCUGCUUAAUUCAGUGACUUAAAAUGUUUUACAUAGUCAUCUGAAGAAGAGGAAUACUAUUCAUUUUGCACCAUAUAUUUGUUAUAUGGACUUAAAAAAAGUCCAAUUUUGGAAGAUUUGAUGUAGGAUUUUUUUUUUUUACAUGUUACAUAAUGUUGAAGACGUCUCAUAGGGAUUUGCUUAUACUGAUCAUAAGGUCCAGUUCAACACGACACCACAUCAACUUAACAGUGCCAUAUAGUGUUGGUCCAUUUCAAAAUCCUUUCACAGGGCUACAUCUACAGUAUUUGGACAAAUGUUUCUUAUCUGUGGUUAGCACUGGGCUAAGAGGAGUAUUAUAAAAGCUUGAAAUUAAUAUGGGCCAAGAGCUCUGGAUGAUGGAGCCAAAUAACUUUUCCAAACUUCUUUGCCAGAAUAUUCAUUCAAGAUGAAUUCUUCACCGUUCACCCGACACCUCACCAGCAGUAGCAUGUGGGACACAUGCUUUGAAGGGCACUUUCUUCAUAAUUCUGCCAACACGUCUUUUUAUUCACUAUAGAGAUCAUUUCUUUGUCGGAGCAAUAAUAUGUGAUGGUGGUGUGGGAUGAUAUAAUUGUUUGCUUGUCCUGUGUGUUUUAGAGUGGUAUUAAUUAUCUGAAUUAUGUAUCACAGUGCAAGUGGCCAGGGGUGACUAAAGAGUUUGUUAAAGGGAUAUUAUCAUUUACCAUAUCUCAUUAAGUGCUAUCUGUUAUGAAUAACCUUUUACAAUAUUUUUAAGAUUUAGAGUAUUUACCAUAUUGGUCUUGAAUUGAAAACAUAGAAAAUAUUUGGGAAUUAGAAAAUAUGUAGUUGAAUUUAUUACCACAUAAAGAAAUCAGAGAGACAUACUAGAUCAACUUUCAAAAUCAAUAUUGUAUGCAACUAACCAUUUUUGGCAAUUAUUUCUAAGGAUUUUUAUCAUUUCAAGUAAUUCAAAAUUGAUUUUCUAACAUUUCAUGUUAUGUUUCUUAAUGUUUCUUCCCUUUUUUUUCUGAAAUCCAGUCUCCAGCAGUGAGUGACUAAAUGAUCUGUUUCUAUUCUCACAAAACACCUUUACAGUAUCUACACAUUCACAAACCAGAAAUGAAGAAGUAAACUAACACAUGCUAGGUUGCAGAACUUCUCAUGCACUUUCAUUUAUCAUUUCAAAAAGACUGAAAUAUUCUGACUAUUGUAUCUGUUUCAUGUGCUGUUUGAAUAAAUUAACUGUAUAGUAUGUUUCAUAACAUGUCAAAUGUUUUUUUUAACACUGCCCGGCAA
Molecule: messenger RNA, 3192 nt
Organism: Anoplopoma fimbria (sablefish)
Lineage: Eukaryota; Metazoa; Chordata; Actinopteri; Perciformes; Anoplopomatidae
Gene: atg4c
Product: autophagy related 4C, cysteine peptidase
Exons: 11
Coding region: 244-1692 (482 amino acids)
Molecular function (GO): protein-phosphatidylethanolamide deconjugating activity
Source: RefSeq, a predicted model, not a curated record